This is a messenger RNA of Amoebophrya sp. A25, 1558 nucleotides long. The record is from the annotation of a GenBank genome assembly. NCBI's taxonomy places the organism in Eukaryota, Dinophyceae, Syndiniales, Amoebophryaceae.
CAUGACUGUUCAUUUUUUUGAUUCAAAAAUCAUAGGAACUGUCGAAUCAAUUCACGUGUUCACCAUCUGCCGCCCUAGUAAGGAAAACUCGACAAGAUGGUGCUCGAAGAUAGGGGUGUGCCUUAUGCGAUGAAGCCUCGUGACGUUUCAAGAGAGGAGUAUCGAAAUCUAACCGAAGGCUUCAGCUGCACAAGAAAUAGAGUCUUCAAUGUGGGACCGCAGGUAAGCCUAAAUCGACUACUUCUCAUCUACAUCGGCUUUUACAUGGUUUUUAUAGAAUCAAUCUAUUGUCUCCAUAUAGGCAUAGGAAAAAAAUAUUGCUCGUCUCACUUCCACAUUAUUGCGAGUAUUCGCGCGUGAGCGAUACUCUUUUUAUACAAAAUUGAACUUGAGGAUUUCUUUGUAAGCAACAGCUCACCUUUCAACUCAGGUGGGCACGUUCAACUUGAAUGCGGACCGAGCAUCAUCGUCAGCAUGCAAGACACUCGAUCCUAGAGGUACUGAGACCUAUUACUUCGUGUAUUCAAAAUCAGAAAAAUACGUCUAUCGAAUCAGAAAAUAUGUAUAUCGUCGCAUAUUUUAAGUACAACCAUGUAUUCGUAUGCGUCACAGGUGAGUACGACGCCAGUACGCACAAGAUUCGGUACGAGCCAAUACCCGAAGGCAUGGCGAAGAAUGGUUGGCCGAAGCAGGUGCGCGGUGGACGCAUAAUGGACCACAUCGAGCCGUCAGACACGCAGCGCCGAAAACACGGCGCCUUAGACCGAAAUAUCGCGGGUGACAACACAGUACAGGACCAAUUCAACUCCUAUGUUGGAUACGACUCGUCCUACUAUGGCGGAAACGUAGGGUCACGCAACGCAAUGCAGUAUGAUGCGAGCAAAAUGCCGAGCCAAAAGUAAGUUGUAAGUACAACUGAGUAAGUACUAGACAUAUCUCGGGGGGAAAGAAGAAAGUUGAGGAGAAUAGAGUGAUAAAAGUAUAUCUCCGUCGUGCAUAGGAUCCUCAUGAAAACAUGUGUAGAAAAUAUCUGAUAUGGUCGUUGUGAUCGCCGGGCACGUCACAGUGCAAAGAGCAUUUCAUCCUGUUUUUACGCUACUCAUGUUGGGAAUUGAUUUUGCACAAAAUGUUCCAGUAUUCUUAAAUGCUUCAGUCGUAAAGUCUCCGAUUUUUGCAACUACUGUCACUCGAACCUAAACCUGAUAAGAUGAUUCAAUCACCUGAUGUAUUAGCUCAUCAAUGUAGUUUUUUUUUGAAAAUCCUGAAAUUAACUAACACCUUGGAACUAAAGCAGCACUUACCCUCUACUGUGGCUGAUUUCCUAUUUACUAUCCCUACUUGACAAGAAUGAACUAUCUGACAAGCGUGAUAUUAACAUUUCAAUUUGCGACCUUGAUUUAAUGAUUCGUUGGCUCUUGAAAUUAAAUGGGACUACUUAAGUUGUUGGAAUUGACUUUCAGUCUCGUGAAAUUAGGUCGAACUACUUCUACUCUGUUCCUCCUAACAUGAAUUUCUGUGUUCCGGAAAUUCGUAAAGCGUAUGGCAGCACAACCCUGUG